UCCAUCGCCAUGUCCCCCCUCCUGCCCCUCUUCUCCCAGAGCGCCUAUGCAGAGGUGCUCAUAGGGGUAUUCGACUGCUUGACGCUGCGAGAAGUAGUGACCUUGAUCCGAGUCAAUAAAUAUAUCCACCAUGUCUUCACCAAUCCUUCCCCCCUCCAACUCGCGCAUACCCAAAGACUCCUCUCCGUCCCACCCUCCGCAUCCGACCAGACUGCCGCCCCAGCCGACAGACUGUCCGCUCUCAAGGAGCGACAACGGCGCAUGGACGAGCUGGACCCUUCGUGCAUAAAGUCUUUCAGGAAGGAGCUGAAUGCGGAUCUGGUCGGGCUCGAGAAUGGCAUGCUGGUGUUCCAUGUUGAAGGGGAGAAUUUGAAAAAGCGCAAGAGGACUCUCGACCAGAUCGAGGAGGAGCACGAGCGGCGGGUCAAGAAAUGGGUUGCCGGCGAAGACGAUCACGAAGGGGAUCAUCCUGACUCGCCCAAGCCUCGGGAAAGAUCUCAAGCAGAUAAACCAUCGCAUUCGGGAUACGACCUCGAAGACGACUUUUACAAACAAUUGUUUCAACAGUCGGUCUCUUGCAUUGCAGGGGACGGCUGCGCUGGCGAGUCGUCAGACGGGUGGGUGGGACGUUUACCGUGCGCCUGGAGCGGCUUUGGACAGGGACUCGAUAAAUCGUGGCGGAGUAAAGGACCAAGGCCUGUGGCACUGGAAAACGCGCAGCACGGCAGAGUUCCAAGACCUCCAGCUUUGCGGAGAAGAUAACCUCGUUGCUUUGAUUCAGAAAGGCGCAUACUUUUCCAAUAGUAUGGACCCAGAAACCUCCCGUCUCUCUCUUCGGAUCACAUUUCACUCGGCUCUUCCUCCUCUCGGCACCCCCGCCCCCGCGAAAGGCUUCUUGGAUCCCAUUCCCCAUCCUGACGCUGCCCUGCCGUUCAUCGAGCUCUUGUUCCCUGUCCAAUGGGGUGCGGCGGAAACGGAUGUGAUGUUUGGCCCGGGAGGACAAAUGUCAAUCUUGAUCAAUAGUCGUGACUCGUUCAAGACAAUCUUUGGAGGUGUUUGGGAUUGGAAGAAGGGCGUCAGUCUUGGUUCCAUACCUAUCGCGGAAAACCAAAAUAUAUCCACAGUCAGCCCAUGCGGCCCUUUCGCCUUUACUGCAUCUGCUCGCCGUACUCCGCCCUCUACUUCUCCAGACAUGUACGCGAAAGCUAUGGCUGCUCUUCAACUUCCCCUAGCCGCCAUCCCCGACGAGCUCGAAGGCUUCCUACAAUACUCCUUCGAUGCCCACGUCCUCUUCCCUUCCUCCCUCGGCUUCCCAGCGAUGACGCCCGACCCACCAGACGCGAAUCCUCAUGCGCAGGCUUACCCGAAUAAGAGCUGUAGCUGGUACCUUCCUGAUAUACCACCUGCUUUCCUUGUAGGACAGUUCAACCUGCCGCUUGAGAAACUCAUUCCCUACACUCUGGCUGCCGCCUAUCAGCCCGGAGUCUUUAGCAUCCAAGACCUGCACUAUUCCCCUGCCGUCCAUAAUUCCGAAUCUCUCGGGAUCUUUACUUGGGGUUUGUGGGACAAGACGCAUGUUGCCGACUUGUCUGCUCUCCUCGGCGUUGCUACGGAUCUCUCCUUCCGGUUGGCCAUGGCGGAAAUGGUGCACAAGCCGGGAGACGAGAUGAUUCGACUUCGGGAAUUGUUGCCAGACUCUGCGAGGGACCAGCCGACUGGUAUAGCGGGGAAAGCGUCGAGGGCUCUUGUAUUGAUGAGAUAUAAGAGACGGGUUGCAGAGGAUGGGCGUUGGAGAGUGGAACAUGCUGAAGAUUCGGAAGCGGGCGACGGAGAAUCCGAGAGCGGGGCGGAAGAUGACUCGGGUGACGAGGCGAGCGACGUCAGCGACAUCGACAAGGACGAUCCGAAUACCAACUUUAUCGACUCGGUUCACGGCAAAGAUUUUGUGGCGUCUUUCAAAUCUGUCUUUUCCCUCCCCCCUCCCCAACCCACUCCCAACACCACCGCCUCGACCUCCCACCCCAGCCCCGACCCUCAUUCGACGGAUAGCCCUUCGUCUCCGGCUUCACCCCCAUCAAAGCUUCUGCCAAACUAUCUUCAAGGCGAUGUCACCUCCUUCUUAUCUCUCACGACCGUCCCCGUACUCUCGUAUAACGAGUGGAGCCAGUCCAGCCACAUGCGCAUGGGCUCUGAAACGACGCUCGCGAGCGCGUAUGGGUCGAGGGAGGCGAGGCUUGUGCCAGUCCAAGUCCAUCUGUGGGACGAGGGGGAUGAGGAGGAAGACGAGAAAGACCGAAAUUCGACGUUCGUGCUGAGCUUGAGCGAUUAUAACGAGAGUACGCUUGCGGAGGGUGUUCGGGCAAAGAAGAGGGUGGCAGGGAGACGGAAGAGGGAGGUGGAAUCGUUCAAGGCCUUGGUGCGCGAUGUGCCGGAUGUCGAUGACGAUAUCGCUGUCGCGUCUCGCAGGACCAAGGUCGACAAGAAGCUCUCGGAUCUCCGCAAAAAGCUUGCCAGAAUUGACGCUCGGAUCAAUAUCGAGAGGGAGGAGAUGGAACGGAUGCUACAUGAGAUACGUGAGAAGGGAGGAGAGGGAGAAGAUGUAGAAGACCCGACGGCAAGGGCUGCGAUGGAAUUGGUGGAAGCGCAGGCGCAGCGUUUGAUGGGGGUGGCGGAUGAGAGGGAGGAGGUUGCGUGGUUGUUUGAGGAGUUGAAAGGGCUAGCGGCUGUAUAUGGGGUGGCGGAGGAGCGGGAGGAGGCGCCAGCCAGCCCGGGACUGGACGAUGCGCCUGCUUUGCCCUCGAAUGCUCGCCAUCAACCCGAUCGCCCACCCCCGUCAUACCUCACCCUUACCCUGAACCGUCCCCGCAAACCCACCCGUUCCGACUCCCACGCCGUUCCCUCUACCACCCGCACCCUCAUCCCCACCACCAGUCCCAAAAUGCCCGAGGUUCUGAAAAACUACUAUGAGGAUAUCAAGGAUCAAUGUGAAGGGACGUUCUUCAUGAAUCGGUCAAGGGAGAUGGUGGUGAAGAUGGAGAUGGAGAUGGUGAAACCGCCGCUGGUGAUGUUGGAUGGGAAGUCGUUGGUUUUGGGGGGAUUUACGCCUUACGAUUAUCAUGUUAUCAACUUCUAAUGUCAAUAACGAGUAGAAUGUCAAUACCACGCACUGAUGCGCCACAUGUAUAUCACA
This is a messenger RNA of Cryptococcus amylolentus CBS 6039, 3190 nucleotides long. RefSeq lists its product as hypothetical. The record is from RefSeq and is a predicted model, not a curated record. The transcript is spliced from 5 exons. The coding region runs from base 806 to 3133 and encodes 775 amino acids. Lineage: Eukaryota; Fungi; Basidiomycota; Tremellomycetes; Tremellales; Cryptococcaceae.